AUGCGGAAGGAAGGGAAGCGGACAUGGUGGUGCAUAUAUUCGCAUGAAGUCGAAAUGUGCUGCUCUUCUGGCCGCCUAGACAGCAUGAAAGACCUCGACUACUACCAAGUCCCUCUUCCAACACUAAAGACAACACCAGGCCACGAACAAGACCCCGACACAGAAGACAACGACGUCGCCAUGAUCCCCGUAAUGGUAGCAUUAGCGCAAAUCAUGACCAAAGCAUCACACCACCUGUAUCACUCAAAUAAACGCAGUAUGCAUGAGAGGUCGCGCAUCGCGAUGGAUCUUGAUCGGAGGUUGUUGGCAUGGAAGGAGGGUUUGCCGGCGUUUUUGAAUGUUGAUAAGGCGUCAUUGAAUGAUCCCGAGUGGGCUUUUAAGCAGAAGUUGGUUUUGAGGUUGAGGUUUUAUAAUACGCGGAUUCUUAUACAUCGACCGUUUUUGGUAGCAUCAACAUCGACAUCUACAUCUACCUCCACAUCAGAACAAAUCUCCUACCUCAACCACAUCCACCUCUGCCUCGCAGCCGCCCAAUCAAGCAUCCAAAUGCAAUACGAAUCCUUCCUCCAUCGAAUCUACAUCCGAACUUGGUGGUACAACACAACCUACGCCCUCUACAGCUCCAUGAUCCUCCUAUACCUAAUUCUAGCAGGCGUUCCGGAUAUCCCCGAAGAAGAAUUGUUGAAAGAUGUCGAGAAGUCGCUGGAUAUAUUCGAGUCAAUGAGGAAUGUUGUUGUCGCGAGACGCUGCGCGGAGAUGAUAAGGGAGGUGAUGGAUGUUACGAGGGAGUGUUUGAGGAGGCGGCCGGCGGAUCAUGCGCAGGUGUUGAGACCGCAGUCUCAACAGCAACAGCAGAUGCAGAUGCAGCCAACGUCACCAUCUUUGAUUCUGGGAACUGGGACUGGGACAGGGCCUACGGUGAUGGCGAACGAGUCUUCAGCACUACAUCAAAAUUAUAGCAACGCUACCACCCUCAACAACUAUAACUUUGACUCGCAUCCGCAGGCUUUUAUUACAGGUCUAAACCCAAUAGCAACCGCCGUCCUAACAGCCAUCCCACUAUACAUAAAACAGCUAUGA
This is a messenger RNA of Aspergillus chevalieri, 1080 nucleotides long. Its product is annotated as fungal specific transcription factor domain-containing protein. The record is from RefSeq and is a predicted model, not a curated record. The transcript has 6 exons. Gene Ontology annotation, molecular function: RNA polymerase II cis-regulatory region sequence-specific DNA binding; DNA-binding transcription factor activity, RNA polymerase II-specific. NCBI's taxonomy places the organism in Eukaryota, Fungi, Ascomycota, Eurotiomycetes, Eurotiales, Aspergillaceae. Gene Ontology annotation, cellular component: nucleus. Gene Ontology annotation, biological process: positive regulation of transcription from RNA polymerase II promoter by galactose. The coding region runs from base 1 to 1080 and encodes 359 amino acids.